Pelecanus crispus (Dalmatian pelican) is the source of this 1056-nucleotide messenger RNA. The record is from RefSeq and is a predicted model, not a curated record. NCBI's taxonomy places the organism in Eukaryota, Metazoa, Chordata, Aves, Pelecaniformes, Pelecanidae.
UUAAGGUCCUGUGUCAUUGGAUGUUACAUUGCAGAGGAUUAUUUUCUUGAAAAACAGGGCAUUUUUUUCCUCCUGGAUUUGUUGGCAUUAAAGCGAAAGAACCUGUGCAAUAUAAUUCUUGGAAUCUUGGUUGAAUUUUGUGACAACCCUAAAACCACUUCGCACAUCAGUACCUGGCGAGGGGAGAAAGAUCAAACAGCAGCUAACCUUCUAAUACAGUUAUGGAGACAGGAAGAAUUGGACCUAGGAGUCAAACGUGAUCAAUAUGGAAGGAUUGUUGACAUGAAGAGACCUAUUGCUAGCAGCUUCCAGAAGCAGCAAGAGGUCAUCCCCAUGCCUGCCAACUGUCCCAGCUUUGCCAUCAUGGAAAUUUCAGAAAACAUACGGGCAAAACUUUAUUCAUUAUUGUGCAAGCUAGGUUUUGAAAAUUUACCUGGCUUAUCUGCUAAGGAUUUUGUCACACUUGCUAUCAUACGGCGUUACAUUGACUUCAAAGUUGGAGAAGUUUGGAGUGAACUGUGUGCAGAACUAAAAGAAGAAUUCAGGCCUGUUGCAUCAGAUGAGGAAGCCUUGAAAGUUAUUUCAGAGAUAUCGGAAGACACUGGAAGAAUGGUUGCUGCUCUGCAGACUGAAGUGCUUGAAAGUCAACACCACCAAGAAAUCCAAGAGGAGGAAAAAACGUAUACAAAGAGCCAAGCUAUCCAUAAGCAGAGAGAAAUGGUAAAUAAAUGUUGGGAAAAUUUCUUGACUCGGACAUCAAACUAUGAGGCAUUGAAGAAAGCAAAAAGGCUUCAGGAAAAAUCAAUAGAGGCUUCCAGAUCUAAAUUGAAGACUCAAAAUGGAGCAGUCCAUUCUACUGAUAUUAAAGGCCUCGGUACAACAAUUGGAUCUGGUCGCUUGGUAACUGUCGAAAGUACACCUCAAUUAAUUGGAGGGCCACUGGCUGUUACAGACCUCGCUCUUAGAAAGCCCUCUGUUUGUGAAGGAGCCUUAAAAAAGAUCAAAAGAGUUAAAACGUUGGACUCAGUCAAGAAAGAUUCAGUACCUGUAGAAUAG